GCAAAAACGUCAUGCUAACGGAUGUUUUAUCCGUUUUCCGCAAGCUACGUAAAACGUGCGCAAAACCCCAACCAAAAACUUGAGCUAUAAUAGUGAAAAGUGCUUAGAACCCUUGCGGCAAAUCCGCUCUUUUUGGGAGGAACAGAGAGGAAAGUAGUUCGAGUUUAUGAACUGAUUGGCUAUAAAAAACAAGCGAAAAAAAGCCUACAAUUUAUUACUUUUCGGUCAAUAACGCCCUGCCGAAUCAAUAAAUAAUCUGGAAAACGAUAAAUGCAAACAAUCCCUAGAUGUAUCUGCAGAAGUAUUUAUUGUUAAAAACAAAAAUAGUGAAAAGUGCUUGAAAAUAACCUAACGGUAAAUCCAUUCAUUUUAAGAGAAAAAUAAGGUUUUGCGUGAAAGUGACAGCUGAUGAUAGACAUAAAUAAAACCAAAAAUGGCUGACUUUCAUGUUUGUUUUGGUAAUAAAACCAUGCCAAAUCAAUAAAAGGAAAGCCACUCGAAAAAUAGCCUUUAAAUCAAACAAUCCGUAGUAAACCGAAAACAGUAGCAGACAUAACAGUAAACGCAUUCCGUGUUAAAAGCCAAAAAGCCGGUCAGCGGUUGAAAAAAAAGCCGGAGAAUAGAAGCCAAGCCUCCUCUGCUCUUCUCGUGUUGUUAUUGUCGAAACGGGGUCAAAAGUUCGUGUCUCACUCGCUAAUUCAACCACACAAAAACACACACACUUUCGCACACUUGCACACCACCCAGAUAACGGUUUCUCAAGUGCAAGCGAAGACACAACGUCGCCCGUCUGGCAAAAAAGCAUGAAAAAGCAUAAGAAAAGCAAAAGAAAAGCAUGAGAAAAUCAGACAAAAGCAUUAGACAAGUGCCAAGUAACUCAAAACUGCAGUCGGCUUAGGCCUACGAAAAACACACGGAAAACUAAAAACGAAAAACAACACCAAAUACUAGACAAACUAGGCCAAUUCGCGUGGAUGCGGGGGAAAAACGCUGAAAAGUGCUCGGGAAACAUAGAGAAAUAAAAUAAAAUAAAAAUAAAACAAUGGCAGCCAGCUCCCUGGCCAUUUGUCAAUGACUGGGACACUCGCGUGACUGCCGAUUCUUGGGAAAAGUGGAAUAACAGUAGCCGAAACAGACUCCGGAACAAGGACUACCACGGAAAUUCGGAGGCCGCAUUUCGUGUACUACGGCAUAAAACAGAAGCGGCAAAUAGAAAAGCCAAACGGCGGCUAAGUUGCCUUUGUCUGCCUUGCGGGCGAGGAGGUCUGGCAAUUGGCCAAGUUAAUAAAGAGGGCCGGGAGGGCCGAUAAUGACGUUGCUGCAGCAGCAGCAACUGCUGCCGCCCAUGCUGAUGAUGAGGCUGCUAACUUGGUUAUUGCUGCCAGCCUAGAGGAACCAGGACGAGCACCAGCAUCCUCCAACCUCCAUCAUCCAUCCACCAGACAGACAGACAGGCACAAAAACAAGGUCUGAAGCUGCAACGCCCUCGUCCUGCCGGCCAGGCUUACUGCAUUUCCGCAUCUUGUUCCUGUCGCCGCCCGUCGCCGUCGUUGCCAUCGCCAUCGCCAUCAUCAUCGUUGUUGUUUAAGCCCAGUCAUUUCCACCGCCGGAGUCGCCAUGCCCACCGCCCACCCACUGCCGCUCUGCGUGGCCUGGCUGCUGCUCCUCGUCGUCAUUGUAAUGAGCGACAUGACAAACGGCGGUGUGCAGGGACCCAUCGAGGGCUACAACUCGCUGGACGACCUGCUGACAACCACUCCGACUCCUGGACAGGCCGCCCUGCUCCUGCCGACCGCGCCCACCGCCGCCUACACGCACCCCAAGUGGAUGGAGCCCUACUUCGAUCCCUCGACGCCGCGCAACGUCACCGCCCUGAUGGGCAAGUCCGCCUAUCUCAGCUGCCGUGUGCGCAAUUUGGCCAACAAAACGGUGUCCUGGAUCCGGCAUCGCGAUAUCCACAUACUAACGGUCGGCUCGUACACCUACACCUCGGACCAGCGGUUCCAGGCCACCCAUCACCAGGACACCGAGGACUGGACCCUCCAGAUAAAGUGGGCACAAAAGCGGGACGCGGGAAUGUACGAGUGCCAGAUAUCGACGCAGCCGGUCCGCAGCUAUUUCGUUCGCCUGAAUGUCGUUGUGCCAACGGCCACCAUCCUGGGAGGUCCUGACCUUCACGUUGAUAAAGGCAGCACCAUAAAUCUCACUUGCACUGUAAAGUUCAGCCCCGAACCGCCGGCCUACAUCUUUUGGUAUCACCACGAGGAGGUCAUUAAUUAUGAUUCAUCAAGAGGCGGUGUGUCGGUAAUUACCGAAAAGGGCGAUGUGACAACCUCGUUUCUGCUCAUACAGAAUGCAGAUCUGGCCGAUUCCGGCAAAUACUCCUGUGCGCCCUCCAAUGCAGAUGUGGCCAGUGUGCGUGUGCAUGUCCUAAAUGUUCGGGCCAUAAUUUCAGGUGAACAUCCGGAGGCAAUGCAAACUGGCUCAUCCGGUUGUCAGUACAAUUGGCUGACAAUCGUCCUGCUGCUGGGAAUCGUCCUUUGCUACGGUCAACGCUGCGGCUCCGCAAUGCCAGCGUCAUUAACGUCGCCAUUACCACUGCAACUACAAUUCCCAGCGGCUGCAGCAGCGGAAGGAGAAAGUGCAUCCAGUGAAAGUGUGGCAACCGCCGCAAUGUCAGCAACAACAGCCACAACUACAACAGCAGCAACAGCAAUAGUAGCAGCAGCAACAACAACAACAACAACAACAACGAGGAAGCGUUGUCCUGCGGUCAAAAACUGUCGCCAGGCUGCCGGUCAUGAGCUGGCCAAAAGGACCUGUCACAGAUGAUCAAAUGGAGGCCACAACAGCCCCAACUAAAUAGAGUAAUUUAAAGAGCCACAUGAAAUGUGUGCGAGUGUGCGAGUGUUUGAAUAAGUAUUUCUGAAUGUGUGAUUGAGCCUUUGAGUGUUUGCUAUUCAACCGAUUAGUAUGUCAGUUUUAAACUUGUAUUCAAAGCAAACACAUUGCUGAACAACGGCGCAGUGCGUGGUUAAAAUACCCAAGGCUUUUCAGUUAUUAGUUUCUGAGUACUUAAAUUGAUCAAACAUUUUAUUUUACGUGAACUUUUAAAUGCAUUUUGUUUUAAACAUUAUUUUCACAGUAAUUAUAAACCUUCCGCAAGCCACACAAUAUUUACAAACUUUUUCAAACAUUUAUUUUAUUGCUUUAAAGCAGAUAAAAUAUUAACUCUUUUUAAUUGUUAAUUUUUGUGAUGUUAAAACUCUUAUUUUCUAAUUAUCACAUGAUUGAUAAAUUGCCAUCCAUACUUUUCGUAUUUUAUUUGUAAAUUUAAUGUUAUUCCUUCACAAAAAAACAAAAAUCUCUUUAUUAAACACUGUUAAUUAAAAUAUUUAAAACCUAUCAACCUCUUUUUGCUGCCGAAGCCGUUGUAACGCAAUGUAUUUGUAUAAAUAAUACUAUGUGUAAGCUAAUUGAUAACAAUUUAAUGUGUAUAUUUAAACAAAAUCAAAAUUUACUUUAGGAUGUGUGUAAAUACAAAUUUAAACAUAAUUACGGCUUAACCGAUGUGGGGCAAUCGUAAAAAAAUGUGUAUCACAAAAAUUAUGAGCAUGAGUAAUCUCUAUGGCCAGCGGCGCUGACUCUUUUUAAUAAAUUAAUGAAUAAUCAAAUAAAGUGGAGUGUACAGUGCCAGUGUCAGGCUCAAUAUUCAAUAAUUAGAUAAAAAACGUAGAAAAAUCCAAAUAGCUACAAAAUGAGAGCAGCAGUGAGUCAUAAAACAUUUAAAUUGAUUGCCAUAUCAUGCAAAUAUUUGCACUGCGCCAUUUACCACCAACCAAAUGUAAAUUCGAUUUUCUCUUCCACUCGCCCCAUAAAAUAAAAUUUAUUUAAUUUUUAAUUGCAUUGAUAUUAAUGUCAGAGUUUUAUAAUCGACGGUAAGUCAACCUGCCACAUUUUAAAUUGAUUAAAAACCCCCUCAAUAUUUAUCUAAAAGUAUCUUUAAGUUGUUAAAGUAUCUGCAUCACAUGUAAACGUCAUUCUCAGUUAAAGUUUACCUAAGCCUAAUAAUGGUUUUCCAUUAGUUUUGCAACUUUAAUUAAAUUCUGUGUUGUCCUGUCAAAUUACCACCAACUGGGAAAUAACUGUGGAGUAAUUUUGUAUGAGUAUUUUUUUAAACUUUAAUUGCUAUAGAGGGCAAAACUGUGCAGCAUAUAGAAAUAUAAUUAAAAAUAAUAACAAAGAAUUUUCAUUCCACACAACAAAUUGAUUUAAUUUAAAAUUAAAAUGUGAAAAAAUCAAAUAUCAGAUUGUAUUUCAUUACCGAUGAAAGAUACAAAGUGAGACUACUCUGUUGAUACACAGCAAAUAAUAUAAUUCAUAAUUGUUAUAAUUAUAAAACAACAAGUUCAUUGGCAUGGGUCUCGAACAAUUUAUACAAGCCUGCAAAUUAACCAUCAUUUGCUAUUCAAAUCAAGCAAUAACCAAUUCAAACUCAUCGAGAGCGCUUGUCCAAUUAAAAUGUGAUGUUAUUUCCCUCAUCUUGUGUUUGGAUACAAUUAUAAUGAAACAUAAUUUGGAAUUAUGCCUUGCCAUUUGGCUGGCUGCGGUUACAGAAAGGCAAAACUAAUUUUUUUGUUUUCCGUUAAGCUGAUUUUAUGAGCCGAUUAUCUGGAAAUUUGUAUCGUAAUAGUCAAUGUAACUUUCGAUGGUGUAAUUUUAGAAUAGUGACUUAAUUGCCAAGCGAUUUAUAAACUGAUUAACUUUACUGAUUUAAAUCCAUAUUUUUAAAUCAGAAAUAUUUUGUUCACAAUUAUAGCUUAAUUACAUGCUGCAAUUUAUUUUCUUAAACCACUUUCAAUCUGAGAAACUAUUUCCUUUCCCUUCCUUGUGUUUCUGAGUGCAACUAAUCCCUUAAUUGUUAAUGCAACCAAUCAAAAAUAUAAGCAGUCGCUCACAAAACAUAUAAACACAUAUAUACUGAGUCUAAGUGUGAAUAAGAACAUAUGCCAGCCAAUUUGAAUUCUAACACAACGGAAUGCUAAUGCCAUAAGCCCCCAAGCAUUUGCCAUAAACCCUUAAAGCGCAGUAUAUAAAUCUACAUAUAUAGUAUAUACAUAUAUUCGUAGGCCGUCAUCUAAGUAAUUCCUGUAUAUUAAAGUUAAUUAGUGAAGCUCUAGAAUUAUGCAUUAGACAAGUAAAUUUACAAAACUAUGUGUGGAUAACAACAUAGUUAUUUAGCUGUAAUAAAGCAAUCGAACUGUGUAAAACGAACUACUUUUAACUGUUGAAAUUAAACUAAAUGGCAAACUAGUGAAAGCAUAACAUAAAUAUGACAUCAUAAAGAACACAUAGCAAAACCUAACAAUAAUAAACAAAUAGGAAGGAUAACAAAGGGCAAACAACAGGACCGGAAACAAAUUGAAAACGGAGUUGUUGUUUGUCUUUUGCGCAAUGAUUGUCGCCGCAGUUAUUGUAAAACAACAAACGAGAGAAGAAACAGCGAUACGAUUAAAAUUUUUUAUUUAAAAAUUAA
Drosophila ficusphila is the source of this 5536-nucleotide messenger RNA. It is a transcript of the gene dpr6, whose product is annotated as kin of IRRE-like protein 3. Gene Ontology annotation, cellular component: neuron projection membrane. The coding region runs from base 1618 to 2832 and encodes 404 amino acids. The transcript is spliced from 7 exons. Gene Ontology annotation, biological process: synapse organization. The record is from RefSeq and is a predicted model, not a curated record. Lineage: Eukaryota; Metazoa; Arthropoda; Insecta; Diptera; Drosophilidae.